AAUGAAAUUGUUUGGUUUUUUAUAGAGACAAACAAAUAAUGAACAUCAUAUUAUUUACUCAAAUAAUGAUGAAUAUCAUGGUAUUUACUUUGAUAAAAUUCUUAAGGUGAGAUGAAAGACAAUAUGAAGCAUGGCAAAGGAGUUUAUAAGUUUGCAAAUGGCAAUCGUUAUGAAGGAGAAUGGUUAUUUAAUCAAAAACAUGGAACUGGAAAAUAUUUUUACAAUAGUGGAGAAUUAUAUAUAGGAUAAUGGUAACAUAACAAAAAGAAUGGACAUGGACAACAUUUUGGAGUGUAUGGUGAUAGAUAUGUUGGACAAUGGGUCAAUAAUUGUAAACAUGGAAGAGGAACAAUCUAUUAUGCAGAGAACUCAAUUUAUUCAGGUAAUUAUAUACAAAUAUGUGUGUAGGUGAAUUUUAAGACAAUAAGAAGCAUGGUCCAGGCUAUUUUUACAAUUAAAGUACGAGAGAGCUGACUUAUUAAUUAUAUGAUAAUGAUAAAUUAAAAGAGUAAAAAGUAGUUGAUUAAGUUCCUUGUGAAUUUGAAAAUGUGUUUUCUGCUGUUUUAGUGAAAGAUAAUAAUAUAAUACAUCCUCAACCAUUACCCAAUAAUAAACCCGAGGAAUCACAUUAAAUCUAGCAGGAAACACAUGGAUUCGAUACAUUAUAAGCAUUGAAUGAAACAGUAACUUUAAAAGGGAAAAAGAAAAGUAUUUAAAUCUUAUAUUAUAUUUUAAUUUAAUAGUGUAGGAUUGGAAUAUAGAGGAAGUUUGUACUUGGUUAGAUUGUUUAGGAUUAUCAUAAUAUAAGGAAAAUUUUAUUAAAAAUCAUAUGAUUGGAGAUACAUUACAUGAUCUAACAGAUGUAGAAUUGAAAGAAGAGUUAGGAAUAGAUAUAUUAGGACAUAGAAAACUCAUACUUUAGUAAAUAAAUAUGCAUAAGAAAUAUUAUAUUAAAAAAAUGGCAGGAUAACUACAUAGAAUGGAUAGUGAAAAUUCAGCCGAUUAAUCAUCAAAAUAUGAUUAAUUAUAUUCAAUUAUUUAGAAGAUUGAACCUGCAAUUGAAAGUCCUGGAAUGGAAGUACUAAAAUAAAAGAAAUCAAAACGUAAGAGGUCAUCAGAUUCUGAAGAAAAGUACAUUUCACCUGAAUAAAAAGACUAAUAAUAAGAAACUGCAAAGUUCUCACCAAAAUAAGGGAAUUAAGGAUAAAGUUUGAAAAAAGAAUCUAAUUAAGUAGUAAGCAAUUUUAAUAUUAAUAAUGCAACUGGCUCAGAAUCUUCAAAUGAGAGUUCUUGUAGUUCUAAUGAAAAAUAAUAGGAUUAGUAAUUGGAAUCUAAUUAAUCUAGUUCACCUAACAAACAUUGCAUAUUAUCAGAGAAGAAUUUAUAAUAGAAACAUUAAGAGAAACUAAUGAGUUUAUUAUAGGAUUUAGGAAUAAAUGAGAAAUUAUUAAUUAAUUAUUAGGAGAUUAAAUAAGGUGCUUAAAUAGGAAAGGGAAGUUAUGGAAUUGUAUUCAAAGGAAAUUGGCUUGGUUAGGAUGUUGCAAUUAAGUCUUAUUGUAAAAAGAAAGAUCAACAAAAACAUAAGUAAUUAAUGGCUGAUUUUCUUAAAGAAGUUUAAGUUAUCUCUAAUUUAAGACAUCCUAAUAUAGUUUUGUAUAUGGGUGUUUGUAUAAAGAGACAUAAUUUUUACUUAAUUACUGAGUAAUUAACGAUAUAAAUUUUAGAUAUAUGGAAAAUGGGAGUUUAUAUGAUCAUAUUCAUAAAAGGAAAACUAAAAAUCUUAAUUUUUUAUAAAUUAUUGAAGAUAUUACUUUAGGAAUGAAUAAUCUUCAUGGUAGAAGAAUAAUGCAUUGUGAUUUAAAAUCAUCUAAUGUUUUAAUUGAUUAAAAUUGGAAUGUAAAAUUAUGUGAUUUUGGACUCUCAAGAAUUAAGAGUAAGAAAACUAAAAGUAUGAUUGGAACACCACAUUGGAUGGCACCUGAAAUCAUGAGAGGAGAACCAUAUACUGAGAAAUCUGAUGUAUAUUCAUUUGGAAUGAUUCUAUGGGAAAUUAUUACUGGUAAAAUACCUUAUGAGAAUUUGUCUAUAACAUAAAUUAUUGGUACAGUAGGAUGGGGACAUACUUAAGUUGAGAUCCCUCAAUUUAGUAAUCCACCUAUUUUGGCCAUUCUAGCAUAGGAUUGCCUUAAAAGAGAUCCUUCAUAAAGACCAACAUUUGCUAAGAUUUUGAAAAAAAUAUAAGAGAGUUAAAAGAUGGAAUGUAAAAACAAAGAAAAAGCAAAGUAAUUUUUAAUUGAUUUUUUAUCUAAUUGAC
Molecule: messenger RNA, 2314 nt
Organism: Paramecium pentaurelia
Lineage: Eukaryota; Ciliophora; Oligohymenophorea; Peniculida; Parameciidae
Source: the annotation of a GenBank genome assembly